Messenger RNA from Zygotorulaspora mrakii, 1551 nucleotides. It is a transcript of the gene MLF3, whose product is annotated as Mlf3p. The record is from RefSeq and is a predicted model, not a curated record. Lineage: Eukaryota; Fungi; Ascomycota; Saccharomycetes; Saccharomycetales; Saccharomycetaceae. Bases 1 to 1551 code for a protein of 516 amino acids. The transcript has a single exon.
AUGAACGACGAAGCUCUUUCACGUUCGAGUACGCAGGCUACGACGUACUCGUUGGAGGGACACAGCCAUGCGGACGAGAUGCACAGCACCUGUCCUCCGUCGCCCACGCUGAGCGACUCGAACCAGUCCAUGAUUUUUGAGCGGAACGUGGAGGACCCUUAUAUGGUGUCUGCGGGCAUGAACUCGAACCCGAUUUCCAAGCACGGCAGCACCACGAGUCUGCUAUCUAGACAGUACAGUAAUGCUUCGCAGCAUCUGCAACCACAGUUCUACGGCGGCGGUGCCGGGGGCCAUAGACAGAGCGUGUCGCAUCCGUUGCCACACUCUCCGCCCUCGGAGGGGCAUUCUCCCGAGGUUGUUAUGCCGAAGCUGGAUCGUCGUCGCACCUUGGAAAACUUCGUUGCGCCAGCCUUGGAUGCGAGCUGUUCGAUUGUCACGGAUGAUAACGCAGAUUUGGACGACCUUGACAUCGUCUAUAUGCGCAGACCGUCUACUUUGGGUUUAGACAUGGCGUUGGGAAGAACGAAGAGCAACUCAUCGGCUACGAUAACCAGCUCCCAGAACAUGAAUGCCAGUAAUAAUACCAAUACCUAUAAUAAUAACAACUACAAUAAUAAUAUUACACAGACUCCUCUUUUAGGACUAUCAAGAUCGUAUUCCAAUUCGAAUUCGAGCCCAAAUCCAGCCGCAAAUGCGAAUGGCGGUGGACAGCAACAAGAUGCGAAAACUCUAAGAUUUUACUCGUAUGCUGAUAUGUUGUCGGACGAAAUGGCUUCAAACCCAUCCGCCAAAAAUUUCAGAAGACCCUCUUUAUCGCAUUCUUCAUCACUUUGCCAUCUUAGACCAAAUCAAUUAAAGCCAUCAUUAACUACCAAUUUUUCAAAUCCGUUUAUUAAGAAACGUGAUUCUGUUUCAAAUCCAUCCUCUGCAUCCACAUCAAAUUUGUCUAGGCAUUACUCAAAUACGGUUUUGUCAAGAUCUCCAACAUACCAACCUUCUUCACAGCAGCAAGAAAGGGCAAAAUGCUGUUGCGUUAAAGACGAUAUGAAUGAGAAGGGAUCAAAAUUCCAAAAUAAGGACAAUCCAAACCUGAAUGUGAACCAGAGUAUAAACCAGAAUCUGAAUGCAAAUUCUAAUCCUCGGUACGCUAUAUCCAAAGUGUCACAGAGAUCUGGCAAAUCUAAUUUUCAUAUAGAAUCAAGUGGAAGUGAAGAACUUUCUACAGACGACGAGGAUGAUAAUUUUCAUCCCUUAACCACAACCUCACCAAACGUUAUGUCACCAUCAACAUUCUUGGGUCCAAGAGUUUCAAGAUCUUCAACACAAAACAGUAUUAAUAGUGGUUCGCCAUUAUACUCUUCAAGGACAUAUUCCAAUGGUGGGAAUAAUCCAAUAAGUCCAUCAAUUAUAAGAAGGAGAGAAAGCGGAUCAGCUUUUUCGCCACACUCAAUCAAUAAUGUAAUGAUGUAUGAUGAUACCUUACAAACUGAAACAGUUGGGGAGGCUUUGCGGAAGAAGGUAAGUAAUAGAAGAGACAAUGCUAUAAAUUGA